GCGAAGACAGCGGAGCAGCGAGAGGGAGAAGGAGAGGCUGAAAACCGGGAACCGAAGCGCUACAAUCACCGUCACCGCUGCUACUACUACUACCGCAGCUAGCACCGACACAUUGCUGCUCCCGCCGCCGCCCUGGGUGCCCCCCGCCGCCGCCAUGGGAACUCCGCAUCAGUCGCUCCAACCGCCGCUUUGUCCGUGGGCCAUGUCGUGAUCCGUGGGCUCCGCAAGCGGGUUUUCUCUCCGUGAUCCCGACCGAGGCGAGGAGGCGAAAGGGAGGAAGAGGAGGAGGAGGGAGGGGAGGAAAGUGGUGGUGGUGGGGAAGAUGUUCGCCUCGGUGGGGCCUCGGGGCGCCCCUCGCCCACCCGUCGCCCCGGCCAUCCCGGAACCGGACCUGAGCCAUCUGACGGAGGACGAGAGGAAGAUCAUCAUGGCUGUGCUGGCUCGGCAACGGGAGGAGGAGGCGAAGGAGGAUGCCAUGUUAAAAGAAGAGAAGCCUAUCCAAGCAAGAACGGUGAACCUGGUUGGGCAGAAGAAACCUCCGCAACAAAAUGAUGUCCGAGGUAUCCAGCAGCAGUUGUCCAGCUACAGGGAGACGGUGAUCCGGCAGGCCACGGUGGCGGCGGGCUCGACCGUUCACCGGGACGACGCCCCAACCUGCGGCAUCUGCCACAAGACCAAGUUUGCAGACGGCUGCGGGAACCUGUGCUCGUACUGCCAGACCAAGUUCUGCGCCCGCUGCGGGGGGCGAGUGUCGCUGCGGUCCAACACGGAGGACAAAGUGGUGAUCUGGGUGUGUAAUAACUGCCGGAAGCAGCAGGAGAUCCUGACCAAGCCAGGCGAGUGGUUCACAGGUCCGGAUGGGAACCCUGCUGGCCUCGGGUCAGCCGUCAGCGAGCCGUCUGUGUGCCAAAAGCUUCGGUCUCGCUCCCAAGUGCCCUCCACAAUCCAAGACCCCAACCGACCCCACGCCCCUGGGACCGAACCUGGCAUCGACCCCCGAUCCCGCAGCGAACCACCGCGAGACACGAGAAAUGGCCGGGGAGGCGGAGCUGGUCGGGGGGAGCGGCGGGCCGUCCAGCCCAGGCUGCAGACCCAGGUCUCCAUGGACCGGGACCUCCGGGGGGAGUCCAGAGAGCGCAGGGAGAGCCGGCGGCUGACCAAGGGACGCUCUCUGGAGCACGAUCCUGUGGGAGAAGGUUUAAGACGGACAGAAGAGGGGGGCUACCACCACAUGGACCACAGCGGUGCCCCCCCUCGCAAAGCAGGCCCGGUCCCUCCUGGAGGCCGGGGCCACCCUGUGCCCAUGCAGGGCCGUGGCAUGGGCGUAGCAGGGGGGGAGGUUGGGGAGGGUGUACGGCCUGGUAAGAGGACGGCGGGUGGGGUUGGAGGGCCACAUGAACACACCCUUGCUCAGCAGCCCCCUCCCCCUGAACUCAGAGAGCCUCCUGGUUUGGGCCCUGGCUCGACCCCCGGCCAGGGGCCCGUAGGGAGACGGACCAAACGGGAGAAGGCUGAGAGCAUGCUGCGUAAUGAUUCGCUGAGUUCUGACCAAUCAGAAUCACUGCGUCCGCCCCCUCCAAGACCCUACAAGUCGAAACGAGGGCUUGGGGCGGGGGGGAAGAGGCAGACCAGCGUCAGCAGCUCAGAGGAGGAGGGGGGGACCACGCCGGAGUACAGCAGCUGUGAGGACGCAGAGAUUGAAAGUGUCAGCGAGAGAGGCGACUGGGAGUGCUACCCACAUGACCCCACUGUAUGGCAUCAUCCUGUAACCUGGCAGCCAUCCAAGGAGGGGGACCAUCUGAUUGGACGAAUCACCCUCAGCAAGAGGAGCGCCACCAUGCCUAAAGAAGCCGGAGCUUUGCUGGGGUUAAAGGUGGUGGGAGGCAGAAUAACAGAGUCAGGGAGAUUAGGUGCCUUCAUCACUAAAGUCAAGAAGGGAAGCCUGGCUGAUGUGGUGGGACAUCUCAGAGCAGGGGAUGAAGUUCUGCAGUGGAAUGGGAAGCUGUUACCGGGGGCGACCAUGAAGGAAGUUUACAACAUCAUCCUGGAGUCUCAAGCGGAGCCUCAGGUUGAGCUAGUGGUAUCCAGGCCUAUUGGGGUUUAUAGAAAAUAUCAUGAUAUCCCAAGAAUCCCCGACACGUCCCACCCUCCAUUAGAAUCUACAGGUUCCAGUUCUUUUGAGUCCCAGAAGAUGGACAGACCAUCUUUACAUGUCCUGUCUCCCUCCAGCCCUGGGAUGCUCCAAGACGCUCCACAGUUAUUGCCCGGGCAGCUCUCAGUGAAACUUUGGUACGACAAAGCGGGUCAUCAGCUAAUAGUCAACGUGAUGCAGGCUGCGGAGCUUCCUCUUCGGCCUGACGGGCGGCCCAGGAGCGCCUACGUUAAAAUGUACUUUCUUCCUGAUCGCAGUGACAAGAGCAAACGAAGGACAAAAACUAUGAAGAGGACCUGUGAGCCCAAGUGGAACCAGACGUUUGUCUACUCUCAUGUCCAUCGCAGGGACUUCAGGAACCACAUGCUCGAGCUGACGAUAUGGGACCAACCCAGGUCACCGGACGAGGACAGCACCUUUAUGGGAGAGGUCCUGAUAGAGCUAGAGACGGCCUUACUGGACGACAAGCCUCACUGGUAUCCACUCCAAACCCACGAUGUCUCAUCCAUCCCACUGCCCCAGCCCUCCCCGUACCUGCCCCGACGGCACACAGACGUCCCUGGAAAGAAGCUGCAGCCAGCUGAGGGGCGUGGCAGGGAGAGGCAGCGGGAGUCAGCGUCUACCCUGGAGGUGCCGGACCAGCAGAGGAUGCCCCCCCAUCACAUACGCUCCCGCUCGGUGUCCCCGCACCGUGAGGAGCAGGGACGCAUCCGAUCACGGCCCCCCAACGUUCCCGCCCAGAGGAGUCUGGAUGAUGAGCUUCCUCACACUCGUCGUUCUCGUUCUCCGACCCGUCACUACGACUCUGCCAGAGGUCGCCACCAGCAGGAGGAGUACCUGGAUGACAGUGAGGUCAUCAUGAUCCACCAGUCAAUGCGAGGCAAAAGUGCUGAGUGCCUCCACACCAGAAGAUCUACUAGGCACAAUAACACACUGCCACCUAGGAUGCCCCUUAUGUUCAACGGUAUCCACAAACGCACCAACAGUGAUCUGCAGCCUUCUCUGGACAGGGUUAGGAGCGCUAGCGCCAACUGUCUGACUCCAGACAAUCAUGCCCCCUCACCAGAGACUGAAAGAAAAUCGUUUUCCCAUUCCCUGCCCCGGAGACGUCCAGCGAGUCCCAGGAUUCUUAUCCAACAUGCUUCCCCUGAAGAUGACAGGCAGCCUCGGACCCUGGAGACACCUGAGUGUAACACUCUUGGCAGGAAUCUCCCUACCAGUGGCAGGGGGCAUCUCCAAGGUGGUGCGUCUCUCUCCUCCUCAGUGACGUCCUCCUCAGCCCGCAGAGUACGGCAGCUCCCACAGCUUCCCCCUAAGAGCAGCAGCGUAGAACAAGCCCUGGUAGCAGAGGAGUGUGUUCGACAGCUCCAUAUGAGGGUUCAUUCCAACCGGGUGUCAGCUGCCACCACCUCCAGCCAACAGGACCUGGACCGAUCCCUCAAGAACAAACGGGAGCUCUACAAGGACCAGAGGAGGAGCAGUGAGAACAUUUCCCAUAAGUCCUCAGACAGUGAUGUCAGCGACGUGUCAGCCAUCUCUCGAACCAGCAGUGCCUCUCGCAUCAGUAGCACCAGCUACAUGUCCAUCCAGUCAGAGAGACCGCGGGGACGCUUCAGCAGGGCCAUGCGGGCAACGGGCCGCAACAUGAUGAAGAGCACCAGCGUGAGCGGAGAGAUCUACGGCAUGGACCACGCAGACGGCAGCCAAUCAGACACGGCGCUCGGGAGCCUGGGGAGUGGGCUCAAGAAGCGGCGCUCGAGCCUCAGCCAACGUGUUGUCGCCAUCCUGCCAUCGAGACGCAGCCGCAGCACCUCGCAGCUCAGCCAGACAGAGGCGGCGGGUAAGGCGGUGGAAAGACAGAAAGCUCCAGCAGGGAAAAAGGUGGGUAAGGGCGCCAGCAGCAGCAUCCAGAGGAGCGUGGAGACAGGCAUGGCGGUGGAGUACCCGCGGGGGGGGUCCACCAUGAACCGGCAGGCCAGCAGAGAGUCCACUGACGGCAGCAUGAACAGCUACAGCUCCGAGGGGAAUCUGAUAUUCUCAGGUAUGCGGUUGGGGGCCGACAGUCAGUUCAGUGACUUCCUGGACGGGUUAGGCCCCGGUCAGCUGGUGGGCCGACAAACACUGGCCACGCCUGCCAUGGGUGAUGUUCAGAUCGGUCUGAUGGAUAAGAAAGGCCAGCUGGAGGUCGAGGUGAUCAGGGCACGAGGCCUUACCUCCAAAGCAGGCUCCAAAUCCCUCCCAGCUCCCUAUGUCAAGGUUUACCUGCUGGAUAAUGGAACUUGUAAAGCCAAAAAGAAAACUAAGAUUGCACGAAAGACCCUGGAGCCGCUCUACCAGCAGCACUUGCUCUUUGAGGAGAGUCCCCAGGGCAGGGUGCUUCAGGUGAUAGUUUGGGGAGACUAUGGACGAAUGGACCACAAAUGUUUUAUGGGUGUAGCACAGAUCCUAUUGGAGGAGCUGGACCUCUCCAGCACGGUGAUCAGCUGGUACAAACUGUUUCCGCCGUCCUCAUUGGUGGACCCUACAUUAGCUCCGCUCAACCGGCUGGCAUCUCAGACGUCAUUGGACAUCUCAGGACCGCCACCGGGCGUUCGGUCCUAGUGACCGAGUGGUGACCCCCC
Trematomus bernacchii (emerald rockcod) is the source of this 4773-nucleotide messenger RNA. Its product is annotated as regulating synaptic membrane exocytosis protein 1-like. The record is from RefSeq and is a predicted model, not a curated record. The coding region runs from base 323 to 4753 and encodes 1476 amino acids. Gene Ontology annotation, molecular function: small GTPase binding; transmembrane transporter binding. Gene Ontology annotation, cellular component: cytoskeleton of presynaptic active zone; presynaptic membrane. Lineage: Eukaryota; Metazoa; Chordata; Actinopteri; Perciformes; Nototheniidae. The transcript is spliced from 33 exons. Gene Ontology annotation, biological process: calcium ion-regulated exocytosis of neurotransmitter; intracellular protein transport; positive regulation of synaptic transmission.